AUGGCGAGGAGACCGGACGAGUACGAUUACUUGUUCAAGGUCGUCCUAAUCGGUGAUUCAGGCGUUGGCAAAUCCAAUCUGCUCUCCAGAUUCACCCGCAACGAGUUCUGCUUGGAAUCCAAAUCCACCAUCGGCGUCGAAUUCGCCACCCGCACUCUUCAGGUCGAAGGCCGAACUGUAAAGGCCCAAAUAUGGGACACCGCUGGUCAAGAGAGGUACAGGGCCAUUACAAGCGCAUACUACCGUGGUGCCUUGGGUGCCCUUCUUGUGUACGACGUGACAAAGAAGACCACUUUCGAGAACGUGAACCGUUGGCUGAGAGAACUUAGGGACCACGCGGACUCCAACAUUGUUAUCAUGCUCAUAGGAAACAAAACUGAUCUCAAGCACCUCAGGGCUGUUGAUACAGAGGACGCUCAGGGUUUUGCCGAGAAAGAAGGGCUGUCGUUCCUCGAAACAUCUGCUCUAGAGGCGACUAAUGUGGAAAAAGCCUUUCAGACUCUCCUUUCUGAGAUUUAUCGUAUUAUAAGUAAGAAAGCGCUUGCCUCAAACGAGCCUGCUCAGUCUAACAUUAAAGAAGGAAAGACUCUUGUGGUCGGUUCUCAGGAGACAGAGGAUGCUAAAAAGACAUGUUGUUCGACAUAG
Molecule: messenger RNA, 645 nt
Organism: Striga hermonthica
Lineage: Eukaryota; Viridiplantae; Streptophyta; Magnoliopsida; Lamiales; Orobanchaceae
Source: the annotation of a GenBank genome assembly